Trichoderma breve is the source of this 3273-nucleotide messenger RNA. Its product is annotated as e1-E2 ATPase domain-containing protein. The record is from RefSeq and is a predicted model, not a curated record. Gene Ontology annotation, cellular component: plasma membrane. Gene Ontology annotation, molecular function: ATP hydrolysis activity; ATP binding; P-type calcium transporter activity. The transcript has 6 exons. Gene Ontology annotation, biological process: intracellular calcium ion homeostasis; calcium ion transmembrane transport. Bases 1 to 3273 code for a protein of 1090 amino acids. NCBI's taxonomy places the organism in Eukaryota, Fungi, Ascomycota, Sordariomycetes, Hypocreales, Hypocreaceae.
AUGGCGGAGUUCCCCAAGCACCCAUUCCUGCUCACCGUUGAAGAGACUGAACGGGCCCUCGGAACCAAUGUCGAUCGAGGAUUGUUGUCGGAGCAGGUUUCUGACCUGCAGUCGAGAUAUGGCAAGAAUGAACUCGACGUCGGCGGAACUAUACCGUGGUAUAGUAUCCUCGCAAAACAAAUACUCAAUGCCAUGAUCAUUGUUCUCGUCUUUGCCAUGGCCCUCAGCUUUGGUAUCCAAGAUUACAUUGAAGGAGGUGUCCUCGCCUGCGUCAUCCUCCUCAAUGUCACCAUAGGCUUCUGGCAGGAGUACCGCGCGGAAAAGCGCAUGGACGCUCUCCGCGCUUUGUCUUCUCCCAGCGCCAUGGUCCUUCGCGAUGGCCACACUCAGGUCAUUCCCAACUCCGAAGUCGUCCCCGGAGACAUUGUCCUCCUCAAAAUGGGCGACACCGUCCCCGCAGACCUCCGCCUCUUCGAAGCCAUGAACCUCGCCUGCGAAGAAGGCCAGCUCACCGGCGAAUCCAUCCCGGUCGAGAAAAUCACUUCAAACCACAUCACCGCCCACGGCUCCGAAACGGCCGCUACCUCUGAAGGUGAGGUCGGCAUCGGUGACCGCAUCAACAUGGCCUACGCCACCACCGUCGUGCAAAAGGGUCGCGGCAGGGGCAUCGUCGUCGCCACCGGUAUGGCUACUGAAGUAGGCAAGAUCGCUGCCUCGACGUCCAAGAAGAGCCGCAAGGCUGGGCGUUCGAUGAAUUGGCGCAAGUAUGGUAAGAAGCAGCCUGUCGUUGGCUUGUCGAAGCGCAUCUACGACUUUGUAGGCAAGUUCUUGGGCCUCACGGUGGGAACGCCGUUGCAGCGCAAGUUGUCGGCCCUGGCCUAUCUUCUCUUUGGCUGUGCCGUGAUUCUCGCCAUGAUUGUCUUUGGUGUUAAUCACUUUAACAUGCGACACGAAGUCAUCAUCUAUGCAACCUCGUUAGGCAUCGCUAUCAUCCCCGAGUCUCUUGUUGCUGUCCUGACAAUCACAAUGGUCGUCGCCGUCACAGUCAUGCGCAAGGCCAACGUCGUCGUCCGCGAUCUCUCGGCCCUCGAAGCCCUCGGCGGCGUCACCAACAUCUGCUCCGAUAAGACCGGAACAUUAACCGAAGGCGCCAUGAUUGUGCGCCAGGCAUGGAUCCCUUCUUCUCACGUCUACACUAGCAAAGACGAGACUCCGCAGGAGCCUGUGGAAGAGAAGACGCGCGACUUUGAUAAGGAGCGCAGUGCUGCUGUGCUCAAGUUCGAUGUCCCAGAUGAGAAACUAAAUAUUUCGUCGUCGAAGCAGCCGCAAAGUCCGGAGCCGGAGACUAAGAUGACAGACGAGCUGCGCGCGUUCCUACUCUCCUCUGCGCUUUGCAAUCUUGCUACCGUGAGAUUCGACCAGGAAGAGGAAAAGUGGCAGACUACUGGCGAACCAACUGAGAUUGCGCUACAAGUCUUUGCCCAUCGCUUCAACCACGGCAAGAAGACUCUUGAAGGAGAAGGAUGGAGGCAAGUCGCCGAAUUCCCCUUUGACAGCUCUAUUAAGCGCAUGUCGGUUAUCUACAACGCCCCUGAAGCUGAAGGCAGUUUCAUUGCUGGCUCGGAGAAUAGCAUCGUCUUUACGAAAGGUGCUGUGGAACGUAUCCUUGACAUGUGUGCCUUUGCCGGCAUUGGCGAAUCUCAGCAGCCCAUGACAGACGAGCUCAAGGAAUCUGUGCUCGGGCAGAUGAACGCUCUCGCAUCGCAGGGCCAACGCGUUCUUGCUGUGGCCUCGAGCUCUGCCGAGGAAGACGAUAAACUACGCUCAACAGUCGAGCAAAACCUCGUCCUUCUCGGUCUUGCCGGCAUCUACGAUCCUCCUCGUAGGGAGACUAAGCCUUCUAUUGCCGAGUGCUCUCAAGCUGGCAUCAAAGUCCACAUGCUUACUGGUGACCACCCGGAGACGGCCAAAGCCAUUGCCAAAGAAGUCGGCAUUAUCCCUCGAAACCUCAAUAUCCUGCCCGAAAGCGUCGCGGCAUCUGUCGUGGUCAAGGCUACGGAGUUUGAUAAGAUGACAGAUGCCGAGAUUGAUGCGUUGGAGGAGCUUCCGCUAGUCAUUGCGCGCUGUGCUCCGGAUACCAAGACCCGCAUGAUUGAGGCCCUUCGUCGGCGUGGAGCCUUCAUGGCCAUGACGGGAGACGGCGUCAACGAUGCGCCGUCCCUUUCUCGGGCAGAUGUCGGCAUCGCCAUGGGCUCAGGCUCCGAUGUAGCCAAGUCCGCGGCCAAGAUUGUCCUCACCGACGACAAGUUCAACUCCAUCGUGGCCGCUAUCCGAGAGGGCCGCCGCAUGUUUGACAACAUCCAGAAGUUUGUGCUGCACCUGCUCACGUCAAACGUAGGCGAAGUGAUUCUCCUCGUCGCGGGCCUCGGCUUCGUCGACGACAUGGGCUUCUCCGUGUUCCCCGUGUCCCCCUUGCAAAUCAUCUGGAUCAACAUGGCCACGUCGUCGUUCCCGGCGUUUGGGCUGGGUCGCGAGGCCGCGGCCCAGGAGGUGAUGCGCAAGCUGCCGCAGGACAAGAAGCGAGGCGUCUUCACCAACCAGAUCAUCGUCGACAUGAUUGUCUACGGCAUCCUGAUGGGGGCGUGCACGCUCUGCACGUUCUGCAUCAUCAUCUACGGGGCCAACGGCGGGAACCUCGGUUACGACUGCAAUACAAAGUUUUCCGACGCCUGCAUCCCCGUGUUCCGCGCUCGAGCGGCGACGUUUGCGCUCCUGACGUGGCUCAUCCUCAUUUCCGCGUGGGAGUUCAAGAGCCUCCGCCGGUCCAUGUUCCGCCUCAACCCCAACGACGACAGCUUCUUCCCCUUUUUCAGAGACAUUUACAGCAACCGGUUUCUGUUUUGGUCCGUCAUCAUCGGCAGCUUGUCCGUGUUCCCCGUCGUCUACAUCCCCUUCCUCAACACCCGCUUCUUCAAGCACACGGGCAUCUCCUGGGAGUGGGCGCUCUCCGUGGGAUUCACGCUGGUAUUCGUGACGGGCAUCGAGCUGUGGAAGCUCGCCAAGCGGCGCUUCCGGCUUCUGGAAGACGGUGCCGUGCAGAGGGGCCACUGGGGCCAAGGGGGUCCGGAAGACGACGGACCAAGAUUCAAGAGGACGUUUUCCAUGUCGAGCUUCAAGACAUGGGUGUCGUUCUCGAGGAGGGAGACAGGGGAUAGUGUCAUGAUGCGAGCGACUACUCAGCCUCGCGUAGCACAUGUACCGGUACAGGUAUGA